Mytilus californianus (California mussel) is the source of this 12641-nucleotide messenger RNA. RefSeq names its product extracellular matrix protein 3-like. Gene Ontology annotation, biological process: cell communication. The coding region runs from base 113 to 9331 and encodes 3072 amino acids. Gene Ontology annotation, cellular component: membrane. The transcript has 24 exons. The record is from RefSeq and is a predicted model, not a curated record. NCBI's taxonomy places the organism in Eukaryota, Metazoa, Mollusca, Bivalvia, Mytilida, Mytilidae.
GUGAGAGGUGAGUGAGACUAUCUUGACGCAUGUUGCAUUUGUUUUGAUUGUAUAUUGAAAUGCGGCAGUGCGCUGCAGAAACAGCAAGACAUAGGAGUGACACAAUUUUGAAAUGUUCACGAACUGUCACUUGACACUGCGCCUUUUAGGUGCAAUAUGGAAUCGAAACAGUGUUGUGUUUUUUCUUUGGAUUCUGGUGACAUUUCUGCACACCUGUUGCAGUUCAGCAUCCGAUGUUAACAGGAUUGUAACGAACAAUGAAAUAACUGUGCCGCACGGUAGAUCCUUUUAUGUGAAUCCAGACUCUCACUUGACUAUACAUCAAAAAAGGGGAGAACAGUGUUCUGUUACAGUUCUGCAAAAUGACCCAUUGUCACAGUUCCCUGGGAAAUUGUUUCCAUCUGAAUUUCCAUGCAGUUUUGGACCUAAGGAUGUAAAAUAUACACACUUUGGAUCGACUUUUCCCAGUUUUGAUAAAGUGCGCCUACUCAUUCGCAUUGAUUCUAGUUCCAAUACUCAAAUCAUUCCAGUAACCUUAUCUUUUCAUAUCACAUUUCGUCUACCGUUCCAGGUUGUGCUUAGAAAUCUACCAUUAACUGUAGAACAUUUUUUAAGUAGUAGUGAUGUAAUAAGAGAUUUAAAUACUCAAUUUAAUUAUGACAGGGAUAAUCAGAUAUGUAAAUUAAGUAUUUUGUCAGGAAUGAAAAAUUUACCACGUUACGGGUAUGUUGUAAACAACGCCUCAUCAGUAUCAUUCAUUGAUUGUGAUAAGUUUUUGCAAAUGAACUUGCAGUAUAAACAUACAUCAAAGGUAAAUUCACCAAACAAGGAUUAUAUUCCAUUAGUUUUAGAAUUGUUAGAAAGAGACGGAACUUUCGUUAAUCAGGAAUAUUUUUUGAAAGAGGUGGUAAUAAAAGAUGGUUCACCUAAUUCUGCUCCUCAUUUAAAUCAGAAAGCUCGUCUUGCAAUUGAAACAACCAAGUAUGGUAUUAAUCAGUUUAUCAUGACUGCAAUUUCACCCAAAAUACUGAGUGCAACUGAUGCUGAGACAGUGAGCGAUAGACUAAUUUUCAAUAUAACACGCCCUUUAGGACCAAAUGAAGGUGAAAUUGUAAGCACAGAUGACCAGAAUAUUAUACUGCGUUCUUUUUACCAGAAAGAUAUUUUUGAUUUAAAGAUUGCUUUUAAGCCACCAAAUGAUGAUUCUAACAUUCCAAGAACAUUUGAAGUAGGUUUGGAAGUGAUAGAUGAAGAAGGCUUAAAAUCCGAUCCAUUUUCAUUAAUGAUAAUAGUUCAUCCAAAGCAUACAUUGGCACCUAUAGCAACAAAAAAUAUUGGACUGCAACUGUUUGAAGGUCAGUCAAGAAAUAUAACUUUUAUGCAUAACUUAAAAAUUUCUGAUGAAGAUGAUCUCAACAAUGUAAAGAUUUCUGUAGUUGAUGGAACUCGACAUGGCAUAUUAGUUUUACCAGGUGGGAGACAGUAUUUUACACCAAACGAUCUCAAUGCAGGGACAGUUAUAUAUCAACAUGAUGGUAGUGAUACUCAUAGUGAUAAUAUUGUUUUCCGUAUGACUGAUUCUAAACACACUGUAGAAUUUUUAUUUCCAGUCAUUAUUUUUCCAGUAGAUGAUGAACCAGCAACUCUUACUGUCAACAUUGGCCUUGAAUUAAAGAAAAACGGAAUGGCUCCUAUAUCACAGUUUGUCCUCAGUGCAUCAGAUAUAGACAGUGAUGAUUCUUCUAUUCAAUUCAUUUUGCUACCUCCCUAUUCCACUGAAGGUAUUAUUUUAAAGCGUCAAUUCGAAAUCCCAAAUGACAUUCAUAAUUGGCAGAACAUUCAUGGAAUAUAUCAACGUCCUGUUGAUCGAUUUACUCAAAUGGACAUCUUGGACAAUAAACUGUUUUAUCGACAUGUAGGACCACACCAUACAUCAGAAGUAAUUGAUAAAAUACAGUUCUCUCUAAUGAGUGGAGAAAAAAUAAAAACUGUCUCAGAAACUUACAAAUUUUUAGUGAAGAUCUACCCAGUGGAUGAUAAACCACCUACCAUUGCACCAGACACACAGCUCAAUUUUACUGUGACAGAAUUUCAGGUUACACCUUUUAAACGUAAGAAUUUAUUUUUUAUUGACAGUGAUACUAAUGAAUCAAAGCUAAAAUACCACAUCACAAGAUCACCAUUUGACCAGGACUCUUACGUACAUUUAGAUGCUGGACAAAUUGUAAUGUGUGAUCAACUAAACGUAGCAGUCACCACUUUUGAGCAAGCAGAAAUCUUCCAUCAAAAGAUUUGUUAUCGUCCUCCUUCUUCUGAGCAAGGACUGACUGAGCGUAGAAUACAGUUUUAUUUUGAAGUAGAAGAUUCAAGUGGCAACAUAUUACCUAAUCAGCAUUUCACAAUAAUUUUAAUUCCAGUAAAUAACCAGCCACCGAUUGUGACAAAUAUGGGGGCCACUGUUCUAGAAAAUAAGCAAGUUGUGUUGAACACACAGGUGAUUGAUGUUCAACAUGUUCAAGAUCCAGAUUCAAAUCCAAACAUGAUACAAUUCACAUUGAUAAAACUACCAGAUUUUGGAAGCUUGCUUAAAGGACAACAAUUUUUAGAUGUGUCCGACACAUUUUCCUAUACAGAUCUGUUUUCUGGGAAUGUAGUUUAUCAGAGUAAGGAAAAUGAUGAAAAAAGUGAUUUAAUUAACCUUGAAGUAACAGAUGGUGUACAUGUUGUACCCAUAGGGGUUCGAAUUACUGUUAAAAAAAUGGAGGAAAAACCAACACUAGAUUUAAAUGGAAAAAAGAAACUAAAAUUGGAAUUUGAAGUAAAUGAAGGAGGAUUUAUAGUUUUAUCUUCUGAAUAUAUAAAGAUGAAAAAUGUUGUUGAACCAAAAGAGAUAAAAUUUCAUGUGAAAUCUAGGGCAUUAGAGGGUUCAGUUGUUUUAGGGAAUUGGCCCACAAAUCAGUUUACAUACCAAGAUGUACUGGAUAAAAAAGUACAAUAUAAACAUCAGGGUUCAGAUGUGGGAUAUAAUGGAAAAACAGAUAGAUUUGUUUUAGUAUUGCAUGGAAAGGACAUGGUAGGAGAAAGACCAGAGAUAACUGUUAAUAUUUAUAUACUCCCAGUAGACAACAUUGCACCAAGAAUAUUGCCAGCUGCACCUUUUAGUGUAUAUGAAGGUGAAAAGGAAAGAAUUUUACCUCGUCACUUAGAUGUUGUAGAUGAAGACACUAAAGAUGAAAAUGUUCAGUGUAUAAUAACCACUCAGCCUACCAAAGGGUACAUUGAAAAUAUCUCGCCAGCUCCCGGAUCGGAAAAAUCCAGGGUAGGCAUGUCAGUCACUGCAUUUUAUAUUGAAGAUGUCAGACUGGGUCACAUGAACUAUGUCCAGAGUAUUCAUUUUGGUGAAGAGCCUAAACAUGAUAUAUUCACCUUCAAAUGUACAGACGGAGUAAACAUCUCACCAGAGGCAAGUACAUUCCACAUAUCUAUUUUUCCAAAAAAUGAUGAAAGUCCGAAAGUUUUCAUCAGGGAAUUUAUUGUAAUGGAAGGAAUGGAACUUAAAAUAGAUUCUCCCAUCUUGUCGGCAGUAGAUGAGGAUGUUCCAUCAGAUGAAAUAACUUUUAUCAUACACACAUUUCCACAGCAUGGACAGAUAGUACAACAACGAAGAACAGGUAUCAUUCCUAUAACUCAGUUUACAAAGUCUGACAUUGUAAGAUCGUCAACAAUAAUGUACCAACACGACAAUACAGAAUCGUUUCAAGACUCUGUAGAGUUUAUUGUCACUGAUGGGCUGCAUAAUGUUACACAGAACAUUCCUAUUAUAAUUAUACCCGUGGACGAUGAAACACCAAGACUUACAAUAAAUACUGGACUUCAGAUUGAAAAUAUUGGUGACAGAAAAUUGAUCAGUGAUAAAGUCCUGAAGGCAGAGGACUUGGACUCUCAUGAUCCAAACAUAACAUUUAUUAUACGAAGAUUACCAUCACAGGGAUAUUUUAUAAAAGAUAAAGGUCAUGAUAGAAUUGUGAAUAUGACAUAUAGUGCAAAUUUUACUCAGUUUGAAAUAGACAGUCAGCAGGUUUAUUACAUUCAUACAGGUACGGAAGGUAAACGUGACAUCAUCAAGUUUGACGUUACUGAUGGAUUGAACCCUUUGAUAGACCGAUACUUCUAUAUAACUAUUAAAGGCAUGGAUUUGAAUUAUCCUGAAGUUUACAAUAAAGGAGUUAAACUACCAGAAGGAGGCAGAAUAAAACUAACAACAGACUUUUUACGUGGAAAAGACGUUGAAAGUCCAGAUGCUCUACUCAUUUUUAGAGUGACAAAAAUUCCAUCUCAUGGCUACAUCUAUAAUACUGACAACCCAUACGAACCUGUCACUUCAUUUACACAGUUAGAUUUAGCUGGGAGUAAGAUUUGUUAUAUACAUAAUGCUCAAUCAGAAAUUAAAAUGGAUUCUUUCCAGUUUGAAGUUACAGAUGGACACAAUUCUGUCAAAAGGACAUUUAGAAUUGCAGUUACAGAUGUUGAUAAUAAGAAACCAACACUUGUGUUUGAUACAUUAUUUCUGGCAGAAGGUGGAAAUAAAUUGAUAUCGUCAUUUGAAUUAAAAGCCGUGGAUGAAGAUACAAUAGAUGUCAACAUUGAAUUUGUGAUAACUCAACUUCCACUUCAUGGAAAUAUUCUGUACAAUUACUCCAGAAUUGUUACUAUGUUUACAAAUGAAGACAUAAAAAAUAACUUGAUUACAUAUCAACAUGACGGAACGGAAACUUCAAAAGAUGCUUUCUCCUUCACGGUUACUGAUGGAGUACAUUCUGACUUUUACAUUUUUUCAAACAUGGAGCACCCUACUAAACAACCUCAGACCAUACCUAUUGAAAUAAUGCCAAUGGACAAUGGUAUACCAUACCUUAAGAUCAACAGUGGCUUGAAUGAACUGACCUACUUGGACCAGAACACCAUUGGUGCAACAAUUAUUGAUCGGAUGUUGUCUGCUACAGAUAGAGACAGUGAAAUAGAGUCCCUGUUGUUUGAGAUUACAGUCCCUCCAAAACAUGGUUACAUCAGAGUCAACAAAGUAAAGGCUUCAGCAUGGACACAGGAUGACAUUAACAAGAGAAUAGUAGAAUACAUUUUGAAUCCCAAUGAAGAUGCCACCAGUGACACAUUUUUCUUCAAAAUCAAAGAUCAAGGAGGAAAUCAGUUAUCCAACCAACCAUUUACUAUACAGUGGUGCUGGGUGUCCUUCAAACAUCAAGAGUACAAAGUGACAGAGAACAACAAGUAUCUAGAAAUCCAAGUACAUAGGAGAGGCUAUCUAGGGGAAACUGUUUAUGUGGGUAUUACAGCUGAAAAUGGAACAGCUAGAAUAAAUAAAGAUUUUGGACAUUGGUAUGCACCAACCAUACAGUUUAAUCCAGAACAAACAGAGAAGACAUGGAAGAUACAUAUGAUAGACGAUGAACGAUAUGAAGGAACAGAAUACUUCAACUUAAAGUUAGAUAAUCCUGUUAUGACUGUAGUGGAACAACCCAAAGAAGCCAGGGUCGUCAUAGAUGACAAGGAAGACGAGUCAAUGAUAUCAUUCACUAGUCCUGAAUACAGGGUAGCGGAAGACAUAGGAGAGAUUAUGGUCCCUAUAAAGAGAACAGGAGAUCUGUUAGAUGAAUUAAUGGUCGUCUGCUGUACCAAGUCAGUAACAGCAACAGGUACAACAGGAGAUAUGAUAAACUCUGGAGCUGAUUACAUAUCUCGCUCAGAAGAUCAUCAUAGUACUAUCAGGUUUGAUGUCGGUGAGGAUACCAAAUACUGUAAGGUCACCGUUAUAGAUGAUUCUAUGUAUGAAGAGGAGGAAAGCUUUCAUGUGAUACUGAUGGAAACAAUGGGAGGCAGGGUCGAAGGUCAGAACUGGACAUCUGUUGUCAUAGAGCCAGACUCUGCCGAUGAGCCCCAGUUUUUCUUCAGUUCACAAGAGUUUCAUGUUGAUGAAAGUGCUGGUCAGCUAGAAAUAUCUGUCAAGAGAGAAGGAAGUGACCUGUCCAAACCAUCUAGUGUCACUGUAACAUCUAGACAAACUGACCCAACAUCUGCUGAAGCUGGAGAUGACUAUGUAGCUGUCAACAAAAUUUUAAACUUCCCACCAGGAGUGACAAUAAAAAGUAUUAAUGUGACGAUCCUUGAUGAUCUUGGACAACCUGAUUUAGAAGGACCAGAGAAAUACCAACUUGUAUUGAGGAUGCCUAUGGGAGGAGCUCUUGGUAGUCCUAAAAUUGCUACAGUUGUUAUAGAUGAUACUAUUUCUGAUGCUCCAGUUAUGGAAUUUGAAGAAUCUUUAUAUUUUGGUAAUGAGAAGGAUGGUCAGAUGACAGCAGUAAUCAUCAGACAUGGCGACCUUGACCAUGAUGCAACAGUAAGAUGUUACACUAGACAGAAUACAGCUACAGUGGCUGAGGAUUAUAUUGAAAGGCCAGACACAGAUCUUUCUGUUGUAUAUUUUUCACCAGGUCAGAGACAUGCAGACUGUAUAGUAGAUAUAGUUAACGAUAGUGUGUUUGAACCAACAGAAGAAUUCCGUCUAGUCCUGGGGAGUCCUACUAGUUCUACGACCAAAGUAGCAUUAGUAGGUACAAGGAAUAGUACAAUAUUAAAGAUUAGUAAUCCUGAAGAUGAACCAUCAAUAGAAAUCCCCAGUAGACAAUAUAUUAUCAAUGAACCUAUUAUCAAAGAUGAUAUUGCCUUGUUGAAGGUACCAGUAGUUAGGACUGGUGACCUGUCUGGUCUGUCAGAAAUUGUUAUCAUGUCAAAAGAUGGGUCAGCGGAAGCAGGCAGAGAUUACAAUGGAUUCUCAAAAGCUUUGACCUUUCACCCUGGUAUAUCUCUCGUCAAUGUUGAAAUACAAAUACUGUACGACAAGAUCAAAGAGAAUCGUGAAACGUUUAUUAUUUUGCUGACCAAAGACAGAUAUAAUGUGGCUGAAAUAAAGAAUUCCAGAGCUAUGAUCUAUAUUGAAGAAAACAGCAAGAUGGCUGAUGUAGUUUUCCCUACCAAACCAAUAGUUGUAUCUCUGAAAGAUUAUGAUGAUGUGUCCUCUGCUGACGACAGAAUAAUCAAUGGCUACCCUGUUAUUUGUGUCUCUUCAUGUAAUCCAAGACAUCCAGAUUUUCCGACAACAGGACCAAUGUGUGAAACUCAGGAGAUCAAUGAUACACUUACUAAAUUCCAAUGGCAGGUGGCAGCACCAACAACAACAGAUGGGGUAACAAGUCUGCUAGAGGAUAUUGUGUCAACUACAUUCUUUGCUUCAACAAGAGGAAUAACUCUGGACAGUGUAUAUUUCAAUAGCGGAAGUAGAAUUAGAUGCAUUGCUCGUGCUGUCAAUGUUAGAGGAGAACCAGGACAUACUUACCAAAGUGACCCUGUCAAGGUCAAUGGGAAACAAGGAAUUUGUCCACCAAGAGAAGUCAAUACUGUAGGAGCAGAUCCAUUCACAGCUAAAUUGAAAUAUCUAGGACCACAGUAUGGCAGUGAGAGUGGUAAAGUCCUUAUAACAGUGAAGGUCCCACAUCAAGAUGGUAUGCUUCCAGUCGUGUCCACAUGGCAGCCUUCCAACUUUGAAUUUAUUUUAAGUCCUGAUGCAUUAAGGCAAGGCCAGCAUCAGUGCUCUAAUCUGAUGGAUUAUUCAGAAUCACGCUUAGGCUUUGGAUUUGUUUCUAACAGGACAAAGAAUCCAUUUAUGAUCGGUGAAAUUGAACCUUAUCAGAAUAGUGGGGAUCUGAGAACAGCAAAAACUUUGAGAUUUUACAGUAAUUUAGAUUACGAGUCCUGCCAGUGGAAAUUUCAGGGUAUAUUUGAUAUGACAUCACUCGUUACCGUUUGUGAGGGAAAAAUAGCUGCAGAUGGACAGCCCCUUGAUAUCAAGCAAUCCUUUAUGACCAUGAGACUACCACUAUAUGUCUCCUAUGUUUUCCACUCUUUAUCUGGAGACAGAGGGUGGAGACAUAUAGACACACAGACAGAAUUAGAAAUGACCUUUGUGUACAAUACAGCUGUAAUGUGGGAUGAUGGGAUUACAUCUUCAAGGUCAUCUGACACUGAUGGGUUGGAAGGGUCAUUAUUUCCUGCUAGCAUGAAAAUUACUAACAACCGUUUGGUAGUGACCUUCAGAACAAAGGCUAGAUUCAGAGGGCAAUUUGUUAUGAAUUACCCUGACUCACCAUAUCAGUCAUCUGUAUCAUGUGUAGAAAAUCCUAAAAUGACCUUCACAUUGAGAAUGCUGCGUAGUUCGAAAACUUAUGAUAAGGCAGACCAACUUUGGCAAUUUGAAUCUGACUUUUCUAUGAAGGACUAUUCUGGAUUAUACAAAAUCAAUCUGGUUCCCUGUACAAUAUCAGCAAGACAGGCAUAUGAUCCUCCAAUCAAAUGUCAACCCCAACACAUAAUGACCUUUGACCUACCAAUCAGAUUCCAACAAGUCAGUGAUCCAGUGCCAUCUAAGUAUACUUUAAAUUCCAAAUUUAGAUUGAUGAGGAAGAGAGAUUUAUGGCUGUCUGAAGAUAAAGAUGAAGUAGAAGUUGACAUGGCAUUUUCUCCAGGUGAUACACUGUAUGGUAGAAUAGAUUCAUCAGCUGACCUUGGACAGAAAAUUAACCUUGGUAUAGACAAAGUAUUUUUAUGUUCUGGAAAAGAUGGUUAUAUACCUAGAUAUGAUCCAGAAAAUGACCUAUACGGAUGUCUUGGACCAAAGGAUAAACUUGAACAUUCACUUAAAAUACUUGAUCCAUUAGCACAAGAUACGGUGGAUACCAGUGUGGAUGGGAUACAGUUUAAAGUUCUGCUGGCCAGAGACGACCCUAGAGCCACUUCUCUAGUACAACAACCUGGAUCUGAUGGAUUUUCUAUUGAUACUCAACCUUUGUUUGAGGCUGACAAUGAAAGAGUUUGGUUUUUACAUUCUGUUUACUCAUUAAAAGCAGACAGACAGAAGAGAGACCUUGCAUCAGAAGGGCAAAACAUUGAUCAACCGGGGACUGGAACAAACAUGAUCAGGAUCAGAACAACCACAAGACCUCAGCCUAAUGCUGAUCUGAACCUUUCUAGAAGUGUGGAUGAGAAACCACCGAGCACUACACUUCUGCCAGUUUUGAUUGGCCUGUCAAUACUGUUAAUAAUUAUUUUAAUUCUCUUAAUUGUUUUGAUCAGAAGACAUAAGAAGCGAUCUUCACCGCCACCAUCACCAACCAGUACAAUCACGGUUGUUGAUAGGAAAGGUAAAGUUAUGGUGGUUCAUCUACCUGAUUCAAAUUCUGCUGAUCAGAGAUCUGAAGUUUAAGAGUUUAUAUAGAAACCAUCUAUUUAUAUCCAUGAUGCAAUACUUAACAAUCAUGAUAUGCUAUGGUUAAGAUCAGUAAAGAUUUUCAAUCUUUUUUUUGAUGAUGUGAAAGAUCUGUUGAACAAUAGUUACUGAAAUCAAGUACAGCUUAUAUUUAAAAGUGAGGUGAAUUUGUCAACAUUUGUGGCUAACUUGUAAUGUAAUGUAAAACAGCAGGACUUUUUUUAAAGAAUGGUGUUGAUGAAAUUUGAAUUAGUCAUUUAACUGAAGAUCUAUCCUUUUAGAGUCUGCUUUCCAAUGCAACUGAUCUCAAAGAAUUAUAUUGAAUAUUAAAAAGAAGUAAAAAAGAAAGGGUAAAUAAGUAUUGCUGAAAACCUGUAAAGGUAUAGUAUUGGGCAUAGAGGGUAAAAUACUCAUAUAGUAUAAAUAAGGAAGAUAUAGAAAUGAAUUGAAAUGGUGAACUCAAUUUUGUGUUUGAAGUUGAUAGCUUUUCCCAAAGACAAUUUAGUCAAUGUUGAUUUAAUUACAAAAUAUUAAUCCCAUAAGCUCCAACUAUAACAGAAGUUUAUAAAUUACUGGAAUUUUACAACAUUGGAAUUAGACUUUUAAACCAAACAUUCUAAAGUGCCAUUGUUUUGUACGUAAUAUAUUCUUUUUCUAGAUUUAUUUCAGUAUUUUUGAUACAAGGAUUUACUUAUUCUUAUCAAAUUAAAGUUUUCAAAUAUAGAUUUAAUAGUUUUGAAGUAAACUUUGUAAUGAAAGCAAUAUUUCUUUGACAAUCUUACCCUUUUUAUUAGUUUUUUUUUUAUAUUUUAAAUCUUCCAACGUAUUUGAGGACUUCAAGCAUCUGAACCCUUUUGAAUAAUAUCUAUGCAUAUUCUUAAAUGAUUGAUGUCAAUAUAUGAUAAAACUUUGUUGGAAUGACUACAUCAUAUUUAAACUGUUCCUGAACUUUGCCUGAUAAAAUACUGAUUAUUAUGAUAUAUUUUUAUGCAAUAUUACAAUACUACUUCAUCUUUGCUAUAACCUACCAAACAUGGAUACUUUAUAAAAGCCAGAACUUGUUGGUCUCUUCUUACAGAAUUGUUUUUUGAAUUGAUAUUUAUAAGGUAGUAUUUGAAUUUUGUUAAGCUUUAUUUGUAACUCAAAGUAUGUUUUAAUAUGUAUUUAUGUUAGUGAGUAAUUGGUUUUAUAUAUUGUGAGCUGAAAAUAUUUUACAAAUAUAAUGAUAUGGGACAGUGUGUGAAAGUGUUAAGUGCUUGUGACAAGUGCUUACUGAAUAUAUGUUCAGGAUGUAUUUAUUUUAUUUAUUUCAUUUUCUGUUUAUACCAAAGACUAUUUUGAUACAAAAAUCAAAACUUGAUUGCCAGUCAUCCAUUAAAGAAAUACUCAACAUCAUUAUUCAUUUAUAUUUUUAACAUUGAUCAUGCUAGGAAAAAUAUAGUAAAUGCUAAUCAUAUUUCAAAAUAGUAGGUUAACAAUUAUUUAUUCUUGUGUAUUUUCAAUCAUGCAGUUUAGUUUUUUAGUUUGAAAAUCUGGUACCCAUGAAGUUUUGCUCAGAUUUAACAGUUGAGGUAAAAAAUUGAGAAUUAAAGUGGUCAAAGGAAAGUUUAAUCUGAGUGGUAAAAAAGAACCUAUCACAAUGUUCUCUUCCCCAGAAGAUAUCUAAUUUAUAUAUCUGUUAAUCUCACAUAGAAUUCCAUGCUUAAUGUUUAGAUUUUAUAAGUAAAGAACAUUCCCAUUCCUUUUAAAAGUGCAAUGUUUUUUUUAUUUGUUGUGUAGUUUUCAUAUCUUUUAUUUACAAAAAACUUUGUGUUACAAUAGUGCUUUGCUCCUUUCUCUUGUUCUAAAGGUUAAAAGAUGAUUUUUUUUUUCAAAAACAACUUGCAAUUAAUUUUUCCUAUAUAUCGAAUCGAUUGUUAUCCUUGGACAUCAAUUAACUUAAAGGAUUAUUCCUUUGUCCAAACCUAGAAAGUACAUCUUUUUAUAUCACUAGAUCAGUAUCUUAGUUGUCAUUUAGGAUUGCUCUUGCUCACACAGAAAUUAGAAAUGUUAUUUACAGUGCAUCAUGUUUAUUUUUUUACAAAUUAUUCAAGUUUUUUGCAAUUUUUAUGUGUAAACAUUGUGCCAUAUGGUUUAUUUGUGUGUUAAAUCAACUUAUUUGUUUACAAUCUUGUGCAUCGGGUAACAUUUUUUAUAUAAACAAUCAAGACACAGUUUUAUUUACUGUUGAUUCAUUAUUGUUCGUUGGAUACUGAAUUUCAUGGAUUUCCUAGCAAAAGGUGAACUGCGAAUUUAAAUGUUCAACAAAGAACAAUUUUUUCUAGGGGCUUGUGUGUAGACUUUGGAAAAACCACAAAAUCAAAUAUGGUAUCCACGAAAAUACAAUUUUUCCUCAAUCAAUGAAAAUUUGUACCCACGAAAAUAAAUGAAUCCACAUGCUUAUUAUUUAUUCAGAUACUUGUUAAUCAGUAACAUUUUCUAAUUUUCAUAAAAUAAUUCAUACAUCAUAAAUGAUUUGAAGGAAAAGCUAAUAUUACAUUGUAAUGUCAUUGUACUGUUGUGUAUGUGUGGUUGUGUAUUUGUAAUAAAUGUGAUGAAUGUUAUGAUACAUUAUUUGUUUAUGAAUUAAUUAUGUGUGUUAUAUUUAUUCUGACUGUUGAUCUUUUACUUGUACAUUUGAUUGACUAAUCAUAUAAAACAUCCAAAUAGUCAUUCAAGAAAGGAGACGUGUAGUCACUGCGAGGUCAGUGCAUAUGUUUGGUCUUAAAUCUAUCAUCUUGUUAACAAACUGAAAACAUUUUAGAAUUUUUCUAAAUAUUUUUUUGUUUUUCUAUCUGGUUAAAAUAAAAGUAAUACAGUACUAUCUUAUAAAUUAACAAUAUGUGUAUGUCUAUUAAUAUGUUUUGUCAAUUUAUUUUUACAUUUAGGAAUUGAAUUAUUUUCCUUCUCCUAAGUGUAAAAGAAAUACAUCUAACCUUGUUUCAUACUAAUGUUUUCUUUCUUCACACCCUCCAUACAAGUAUAUGCUUUUUCUGCUCAUUAUGCACCAAAUUUGAUAUUUAUAUUAAACGAUAUUUUGUCUUUAAUAUUUCUAAUAGAAGUGCUGAAUGCCAUGUUUUGACUGCACAUGCCUAAUAUGGCAAUGUAGCUUUUGUUACUUUUAAGUGUUUUGUAUUUUUAACAUGUUUAAUUAUUAUGUUUUUGUUAAGAAUACUCAUACUAAUCUACACCUUCACAUCAUGUCUACCUAUUGUGGAUACAGUCACUACCGCAAUAAAAUGGUUUUUACAAUAAAAUUAAUUAUUUA